Nerophis ophidion (straightnose pipefish) is the source of this 1746-nucleotide messenger RNA. Its product is annotated as myosin-9-like. The transcript has a single exon. Gene Ontology annotation, cellular component: myosin complex. Lineage: Eukaryota; Metazoa; Chordata; Actinopteri; Syngnathiformes; Syngnathidae. Bases 7 to 1104 code for a protein of 365 amino acids. The record is from RefSeq and is a predicted model, not a curated record.
GACAAGAUGGAGAAAACCAAGACAAGUCUCCAGCAAGAGUUGGACGACAUGGUGAUAGGUCACGACCAACUUCGACAAACUGUCACAAAUCUGGAGAAGAAGCAAAAUAAGUUUGACCAGAUGCUGGCGGAAGAGAAAAACAUAAAUGCACGCUAUGCAGAGGAGCGAGAUCGGGCUGAAGCCGAGGCCCGUGAGAAAGAGACCCGUACACUGUAUUUGACCCGCGAGCUGGAAACUCUGAUGGAUCUAAAAGACGAGGUGGACCGCAACAACAAACUGCUUCGGGAUGAAAUGGAAGAUCUGGUGUCAUCCAAAGAUGAUGUUGGAAAGAGCGUGCACGAGCUGGAGAAGUCCAAGCGUGCCAUGGAUCAGCAGCUGGAGAUGAAAACACAGCUUGAGGAACUAGAGGAUGAGUUGCAGGCCACGGAAGAUGCCAAGCUGCGUCUGGAGGUCAACAUGCAGGCCAUGAAAGCCCAGUAUGAACGGGACAUGUCCGGACGUGACGAGAUGGGUGAGGAGAAGAGGUCUCUGAUCAAGCAGGUCCGCGAAAUGGAAAUGGAGCUGGAAGAUGAGCGCAAGCAGCGUUCUGGUGCAGUUGCUGCACGUAAAAAACUGGAGCUAAACUUGAAGGAACUGGAGGCGGCCAUCAACGUGGCCAACAAGCACCGUGAGGAAGCCCUCAAACAACUGAAGAAACAGCAAGCCCAGAUGAAAGAACUUAUCAGGGAACUGGAUGACACUCGCAUGUCUCGAGAGGAAAUUCUGGCCCAGCGUACGGAGUCUAAGAAGUUAAAGGGUAUGGAAGCUGAUAUGCUCCAAAUGCAGGUGGAUGAUGAGAGACGCAACACCGAGCAGUACAAACACCAGGCAGACAAGUUGAACUCUGGCAUUAAGCAGCUGAAGCAGCAGCUGGAGGAGACCGAAGAGGAGGCUCAGAGGGCAAACGCCUACCAAAGGAAGAUGCAGAGGGAGCUGGAGGAUGCCACAGUGUCAGCAGACGCCAUGACUCGUGAAGUCAACAUCCUCAAGAGCAAGCUGAUGCGUGGUGACCUCCCUUUCACUAUGGAUCGCAUUGUGACCCGCAUUGGCGCGGAAAGUGACUAGGAGGCCGAGCCCAAGACCGAGACCCCUGAGCCCAGACCCGAGUAAAGACCUGCCAUGCAACUUGAUUGUUUUUUUUUGUUUUUGUUUUUUAGCAUCCGACCAACCCAAAUCUUGUCUACAUAAUGAAGAUUCAAGAUUAAUGAACUAGAAAUGCCAACAUAUUUUUAAAUUAUGGGAAAAAAAAGAACGAAAUUUGAAAAAAAAAAUAAUAAAGAAAAAAAAACUGAGAAGAAGAAUCGUGUAAAAGUGAAUUUGAAUGGCUCCCUUUCAAGUAAUUGUUACAGUGUAAACAAUUAGGGGCCUGUUUGUAGGAGCCAUUUUGGGCCUCCUUAUUUUGAGUUGGCAUUACUUUCUUUUGUCACUAGGUGGUGGGCUUUUUGGUUGAGCAGUGCAGGGUUGAAGGCAUAUAUAGGAGCACAGGUGAGCUGAUUAGGGAGGACUCAAGUGUGGGAGCACAAACCGUUCUUACCAACAGCAGACAACAACAGCAGACAACAGCAACAGGCAGGAAAGACAGGAGAACAUAUGGCACAAUGUCACUACAAUAAUCCAUGGUAUGUUUCAUUCACCCUGCAAGUUUAUUAAUAAAUAUGCAUUAACUGGAUUUCUGACUGGACCUCACUUCAAUGCAAUGUUUGCUGC